CGGUAGCCAAUCCGGAGCGGCCACCGUGUGUUUGGAAACAACAUUCCGCUUCUGAAGUCCGGAGCGACGCUAGCGGACGCUUCCAGAUCCGACUGACCGAGCGGGCAGCAGCAGCUUCUGUUUAGGCGGAAAAGGCCCUCUUCCGGCUGUCUUUCGUAGCAGUGAGCGGGUCACGGACAAGUUUCCUUUUCUGCCGAGUAUCAGCCCGAGCUCGAGACGACAGACAGCAAAAAUGGACGUGGAGGAUUCUCAACAAAAGACAAUCACUCUUCUCAUAAAGACGCCCAACCAGGCUCAGGAGGACCGGACCAUCGAAGGCGUGUCCGUGGAGUGGACCAUAAAGGACCUGAAAGCGCAUCUGUCCGCCGUCUACCCGACCAAACCGGCUGUGAGUGACCAGAGGCUGAUCUACGCUGGUAAACUGCUGCCUGAUCACGUGCACAUUAAAGGUCUCUUCAGACAGAUGGACUGCAUUCCCACAGUGCACCUGGUGUGUGCUUUUAGGAAUCCAGCCCAGGGACCACUGGGAGCCAGACCCAAGGUCAGAGAGGCACAACAGUCCCACCCCUCCGGUCCACAGCCCAUCCCAGCCCCGACUCCCAGCCCACCGGAGCUGAGGCAGAGGAGGCCGACCUCUUCAGCUCCAGCCCACACACAGACUCCAGCGUCUCCUCCACAGACACCUGUGUGGCCUCCUGCUGCUGCCGCUGCCAUGGCUGCAGCACCUCAGAUGGCCCAGCCAACCUUUCCCACCUACUCCCUGUACAGCCCUCAGCAGCUGCUGUGGCUCCAGCAUGUCUACGCUCGACAGUAUUACAUGCAAUACCACGCAGCUUUAGCAGCAGCAGGCAGCGUUCCCACAACAGCUCCAAGCAUUGGCCAGUACCCUCCUGUCCCCGCCCACCAAGUACCUGUCCCCGCCCCGUUAGCUGAUCAGAAUCCCAUCAACAACCUGCCGGCCAAUCAGAACCCAGCGCAGGACGGCGCUUUCAUCAACCCCGGGGAGGCCAACCAGAACAUGCGGAUGAACGCGCAGGGCGGGGCCGUCGUGGAGGACGAGGAGGGCGUGGAGCGCGAUUGGCUGGACUGGUUGUACUCUGCCGCAAGAUUGGGCGUCCUGCUCACGAUCGUGUACUUCAACUCCAACCUGAGCCGCUUUCUGCUGGUGAUGAGCACCCUGCUCCUCAUGUACCUACACACUGUGGGCUGGUUUCCCUUCAGAAGGCGGGUGCAGGUCCAAGAACCCAACCAUCUGCAGCCCCAGGAGAACCAGAACAGGAACCCGAACCUGAAUCCAGCCGGCGAGGACCCCGCAGCUGAAGGAUCGGAGGCAGUGAUGACGGCGGUGUUGGUGCCUCCUCACCGUGUGUCGCUCAUGUGGACGGUCUGGGUUUUCUUCAAAACCUUCUUCUCCUCCCUGAUACCGGAGGUCACUCAGGCUCUGGCCAACUGAACAUCAGUGGCAGAGAACGGAUGGAGACAGCAGACCUCCCCCCACUCCUGUCACCUGUUUCUCGACGCGUGGGUGGAAGCUUCUACUGAUGGAUAAAUGAGAGCAGACGGCACAGACCUCAGGGCUCCCACCUCCUGAUCUUUCAUGUGAGCGGGAAGCAAAAAAAACACACCAGCAAAAAUGUUAAGAACUGCCAAAAAAUGUGGACAAAGAACUGAAAACAUUGUAACAAUAAAUCCUCCAGCAGGACCCCAGCUCACCUGACCACAUACGUCUACUGCCUGCCCCCCCAAAUCCUCAUCUUUCUCUCUUUGUAUCCAUGAAGCAACACAAGGUGGCAGCAGAGGGUGACUGUGGUCACGGCACAGCCGGCUCCCAGAAUCAGGAUUCUGAUAAUCCAGGGAUGCGGGGUUGGUUCCGGGCUCAGACUCUGAACAGACGAUGGAAGAAAUGCCUGAAAGUUUGCCUCUUUUAGAAAAGUGUAAUUUCUCAUAAAAGUCAAUCAGGUGGCUCGAAAUGAUGAAAAAUGUAAAAGAUUCUUUUUUUAUUCAUAUAUAUUUUGGGGCCCUUAUCCGUACAGUUAUUAUAGUCAGUCAGAAACAAGCUGGAAAACUGUCCAAAAAUCUAAAUUAACAAAACUGAUAAUGACGCUUUACUCCUCGUAUUAUUUCGGGGGCUUUUCCUUUCUUGUGACCAAAUACAGUUGAAAUUAAUCUGUAGAAUAGUGAUGAUGGUGUGGUUUAAAAAUGUAUUGUAUGUACACAAAGCACUUUACAACAUGUAUCUUAUGCAAGCUUCUUAGCGUAACGAGGGCUGUGCUUCAUAUUCCUGCUGAGAGGGCUCAUCGUUGCUUUUUAUUUUCAGAGGAUUAAGUUUGAAUUUGAAUCUGCGUCCAAGCGAAAACCUUUUAAGGUGAAAAAUUGAGGCAGCUGAACGGCGUUCCUGCUGAUUACGUCUCACCGUACGGAGCGGAUCACGCCGUCGCCACGGCGACUCAGAUCCUGAUGAUUGGGACUCGAGUCCUGAUGCGUUCGGAGUUAAUCACCUGCAUGCUCUUUGGUCUGCAGCAGAGAAUAAGAGGAUUUUAAUAUCAUAACGGUGCCUCUGAAAAGAAGCAGCUUUUAGUAAAGAGGUUAAAGGUCACACUGCUUCCUGUAAUUCGGCUGUUAGCGCUCAGAUUCCCUUUGAGGGAACGACAGUAGCUUGUGGCGUUGGUCACAGUAUGAUUGAAAUGUAAUUUUUUUCAUGUGUUUCCAUUAGAAAUGGAUGGAUGCUGUUCAUUGAAGUAUUUUCAAUAAUGGAUGCAAUAAACAUUAACUU
Archocentrus centrarchus (flier cichlid) is the source of this 2773-nucleotide messenger RNA. It is a transcript of the gene herpud1, whose product is annotated as homocysteine-inducible, endoplasmic reticulum stress-inducible, ubiquitin-like domain member 1. Gene Ontology annotation, cellular component: endoplasmic reticulum membrane. The transcript has 8 exons. The record is from RefSeq and is a predicted model, not a curated record. Bases 233 to 1453 code for a protein of 406 amino acids. NCBI's taxonomy places the organism in Eukaryota, Metazoa, Chordata, Actinopteri, Cichliformes, Cichlidae. Gene Ontology annotation, biological process: endoplasmic reticulum calcium ion homeostasis; ubiquitin-dependent protein catabolic process; regulation of ERAD pathway. Gene Ontology annotation, molecular function: transmembrane transporter binding.